AUGUCAAAACGAAAUGAUAAAUUAAGUUAAAAGCAAACUUAAAAUAAAUGGAUUGAUAAAGUUGUCUGCAAAAACUAUCGAAUUCUCAGUCCAUUAAAUUAAGGUUAAAAAUCUUCUUAUUUCAUAGGCACCUUCGGUCAUAUCUAUUUGGCAAUUCAUCAAAUAAAACAAGAAUAUUACGCUGUCAAGAUCUUAUAGACAGGCAAAAAUCCUAAUCUUGCUCAAUCUGUUAAGAAUGAAGUAGAUGUACUGUAUAAAUUAAAUGGGAAUAUUGGAUUUCCACGAUUAUAUUAUUUUAUUUAAAAUGGAACUGAAAGUUUCAUUGUCUAAACAUUACUAGGACAAAAUUUAUACUAGUUAUUAAUGCAGACUCCAAAAAAAGUAUUUUCAUUAAAAACAGUUCUGAUGUUUUUAGAUUAGGCAAUAUAACGACUAUAAUAUUUACACAUGAAUGAUUAUAUACAUAGAGAUAUAAAACCAGAGAAUUUUAUGACAGGUUUAAAAGAAGAUGAAAUUUAUCUUAUUGACUUUGGAUUUACAUUAAAAUAUAGAGAUUAAGGAUAACAUAUAGAAAGACAGAAAAAUGAGAAUGUAAUUGGAACUCCCAGAUUUUGCCCAAUUUGCUCUCAUUUGAGCUUAUCUUAAAAUAGAGCUAGCGAUCUAGAGAGUUUAGGUUAUUUGGCCGUUUACUUUUUGAAAGGUUCACUUCCAUGGAUGCACAUUCAUGCAGAGACACCAGAAGAAAAAAUAAAGUUGAUUGGAUCGAAGAAGAUGAAUACAUCUAUUGAAGAGUUAUGUUCUGGAUUGCCUAAAACAUUCGAAGAUUAUUUCAAAUAUAUUUAAAAUAUAUCAUUUGAUGGAGAUCCAAAUUACGAAUAUAUAUAGAAAUCUUUUUAGAAAUUAUAUCAAACAUUAGGAUAUCCUUUUGAUUCAAAAUUUGAUUGGACAAAGGAGGAAAUCAGAAAUUCUCAAGAUAACGAAAAGAAUAUUAAUAAAUAAUAGUAAUUUUUAGAUGUUGGAAGGAAAUCAUUUACAGCUGAUGUUAAUAUUGAAGAAUUACCAUCACAAAUUCAAAAAAAAUAAAUCGAAAGGAUUCAUCAUCUAAAAAUUUAAGAAGAUUUAUUUUUGAUGACUGAUUUGCAGCUGGAUGAGAUUUAAGAAUUCGAGCCAGGGCUUACACUAUUUGAAAGAAUGCAAUAGAUAAAUAAAUAAUAGUUAAAAAAAUAAAAAUGAAUAAAAUUUAUAUUUUUUGUAAUGAAAUAUAACAUUUAUUAUUAUCA
Molecule: messenger RNA, 1280 nt
Organism: Paramecium tetraurelia
Lineage: Eukaryota; Ciliophora; Oligohymenophorea; Peniculida; Parameciidae
Exons: 4
Biological process (GO): endocytosis; peptidyl-serine phosphorylation; signal transduction
Cellular component (GO): nucleus; cytoplasm
Molecular function (GO): protein serine/threonine kinase activity; ATP binding
Source: RefSeq, a predicted model, not a curated record